This is a messenger RNA of Striga asiatica, 1573 nucleotides long. NCBI's taxonomy places the organism in Eukaryota, Viridiplantae, Streptophyta, Magnoliopsida, Lamiales, Orobanchaceae. The record is from the annotation of a GenBank genome assembly.
CUUUCAUUCACUGUAUAGCAAGAAACACCAUGUAAUUGAGAUUCCAUGAGCAUCCUUGACCAUUUUUUGCUGACUUUUUCUCACCACUGCCCCUUCAUAAAUCCAUAUCCAUCUGCUUCAAUUCCAUUCACUAAGAAAAACACCACCACAACAAAACUUAGAAAAACAAAGUAAGUUUAAGGUUUAAAGAGAAAACAAAAAAGAAGAAGAAGAUGAAAAUCAUCACAAAGUGCAUAUUUAGUGCAUUAGUUCUUGCCAUGUCCUCUGUUUUAUCAUCACUUGUUGUUAAUGGAGACCCUUUAGUUCCCGCCCUCUGCAUUUUCGGGGACUCUGUAGUUGAUGUUGGGAAUAAUAACAAUCUCCCAACGCCCAUUAAAGCGAAUUUUCUGCCUUACGGAAGAGAUUUCGUCACCCAUCAACCCACCGGAAGGUUCUGCAAUGGCAAGCUGGCCACGGAUUUCACCGCUGAGUAUCUUGGGUUCGAUUCAUAUCAACCGGCAUACCUCAGCCGAGAAGCCAAAGGGAAGAAUAUUCUCAUCGGCGCCAACUUUGCCUCGGCUACUUCCGGCUAUUUCGACAGCACACCACUACUAUAUGGGGCUCUGUCACUGGCACAGCAGCUCGGCUACUACAAGAACUGGCAGAGCAAAGUGGUGACUUUGGUGGGAAGGAAUAAAGCUAGUGCUAUAUUCUCAAAAGCAAUUCAUCUUAUAAGUGCUGGGACUAGUGAUUUUAUCCAGAACUAUUACAUUAAUUCCCUUCUCAACCGAGCUUACAGCCCGGACCAAUUUUCCGACCUUCUCAUGAAAUCUUAUUCUUCCUUAAUCCAGAACCUAUACAAUCUUGGAGCAAGAAGAAUUGGGGUCACGACUCUGCCGCCAACCGGAUGUUUGCCAGCUGCCAUUACCUUAUUCGGCUUCGGAAGCAAUCAGUGUGUUGAUAGGCUUAACCGAGACGCUGUUUCGUUUAACGAAAAACUGAAUGCGACAUCUCGGAAUUUGAGGGCCAAUCAUCCAGGAUUGAAACUUGUGGUUUUUGAUAUCUACCAGCCUCUCUUGGAUUUGGUCUCAAAACCAAGUGAUGGCGGUUUUUUCCAGUCGACGAAGAGUUGCUGUGGGACGGGCUUAAUCGAGACGUCGUUUUUGUGCAAUUCGAUAUCUGUAGGAACAUGUUCGAACGCGACAGAGUACGUUUUCUGGGAUGGAUUUCACCCCUCGGAAUCUGCUAAUGAGAAAUUGGCACAAAGUCUGCUUGAGCAAGGAUCUGAGCUCAUAUCUUAGAGUUUUGAGGUUGUCUUCUGUUUUAGUUUCAAGACUUUGUUUUAGAGUAUUGAAGAGGAGAUGAUGAUGAUAAUAUUUGAAAAUUUAAGUUGAGGAAUGUGUAAGAAUGUUUAUUAUUCUACUGUUAAAGUUACCAUAUAAUUUGUUGGGCCUAAGUGAAUGGAUAAUAUAGUAGAGUUUGAAGUUUAGCAGAAUUACCUGAAUGUUCACUAUUUGAUUGAUUUAUUGGGCCUAAUUGAAUGGAUAAUAGUAAAGGUUUGAUGGAUUUCUGAAAAUAAAUGUGGAUUUUGAAG